CUGUCUGUCCCCGCCCGGCUCGGCACGCUCCAAGAUGGCAGCUCCCACAGUGCGGCGCGGGGCGCUCCUGGCGCGGAAACUGGCUCUGUCUCAUCUCUCCCCGGCAGGUAAAAGAUGCCUGCUUUCUGCAGCAUAUGUGGACAGCCAGAAAUGGGAAGCAAGAGAGAAAGAGCACUGUCACCUUGCUGAUCUCGCAUCUUUAAUGGAUAAAACAUAUGAGAGAAAGUUGCCUGUUAGUUCUUUAACAAUAUCACGGUUUGUGGACAAUAUUUCAUCUCGAGAAGAAAUCGACCAUGCAGAAUAUUAUCUUUACAAAUUUCGACAUAGCCCCAACUGCUGGUACCUGAGAGACUGGACUAUCCAUGCUUGGAUUAGGCAGUGUCUCAAAUACGAUGCACAAGACAAAGCCUUAUAUACCCUUAUAAACAAGGUUCAAUAUGGAAUUUUCCCAGAUAACUUUACAUUCAAUUUACUGAUGGAUUCUUUUAUAAAGAAAGAAAAUUACAAAGAUGCAUUAUCUGUGGUUUUUGAGAUUAUGAUGCAAGAAGCCUUUGACAUGCCUUCUACCCAGCUUCUCUCCCUCCAUGUUUUAUACCAUUGUCUGGCAAAGAAGACAGACUUAAGUUGGGAAGAGGAGCGAAACUUUGGUGCAUCCCUGUUACUUCCAGGCCUAAAGCAAAAGAACACAGUGGGUUUGAGUUCCCAGUUGUAUGGCUAUGCACUUCUUGGAAAGGUAGAAUUGCAGAAAGGGCUGCGAGCCGUGUACCACAACAUGCCUCUGAUAUGGAAGCCAGGCUACCUUGACCGAGCCCUUGGAGUGAUGGAGACAGUGGCCUCCUCCCCAGAAGACGUCAAGCUAUGUGGAGAAGCGCUCAGUGUACUGGAUGUAGUGCUGAAGGCUCUGACUUCUCCAGCCGAUGAGGAACAGUCCCCAGAAGGUGAAGACAGCCAGGGGCCAGAAACACUGGUGGAGCAAUUAGACAUAGAGGAAACAGAACAGUCCAAGCUUCCACAGUACCUGGAACGAUUUAAGGCCCUGCAUUCUAAGCUUCAGACUCUGGGCAGAGUUGAGUCGGAAAGCCUUUUGACUUUGACCACUGAACUUCUCGCGGAGAAGCUCCCUGCCUGUGAAGCAGAGGAUAUCGCCACCUAUGAGCAGAAACUGCAGCAGUGGCAUCUGGAGCGGGUGCAGCUGAUUCAGAGGGAACAAGAGCAGAGAGAGAGGGCGAAGCAGGAGCACCAGGCUCGGGAAGCAGCAAAAGUUUCUGCCUAACAGGCCCCCAGACCCAGCACCUCCCAGAAGAACUCCUUGACUUGGGCCACAACCUCCUGAGCUUCCUCCACCCGUCUUCUCCUUUUCUGAAAGCAGGCCACAUGUGUGGGAGCCUGCCCAUUCAGGUGCCAAAAAGGGCCGUGGAACGACAGAACUGGCAAGUAUUGACCUAGAGCCACCAGCUACUACCUUAAAAGGGCUCUGAGGCUUGUGGUCGAGAUCCUGGGGCCGGGGAUUGAUUUCAGCCGUUCAGAGUCCGCGAGAGAACCUGAGGCUGCAGAGUCUGGUGGUCAAGCACAGGCUUUUGCGUGGUCUCACCCUCCUCAGCCCAAGCCCACACAUGUUCUGAGACCACGUGGCCUUGAGUCUCUGUGCAGGCAGCACCGAGUUGGGUGUGGCACAUUCACGCAUUCCCACUUUCUCCUUUCCACUGGGUCUCAGCCUUUCACACCUGCACCAGGAGAAGUUCAGGACUGGAGCAACCUCCAUACCAUGAGCCCCCAGCUUUCAUGUUUCGGGCACCCACAGGGACAUUUUUGGAAUGUAAGGAGUUUUGAGCAGAAAGCUAGCCUUAGCUGUGAAGCCACCUCAGCUCAGCUUGUUGAUUAUGUGCCGGUAACUUUCUUCCCCAAGCAUCGUCUCAGCUCCUUUAUCCAGGAGGUGUAGUGAGCCUGUUGUGUAUACACCCACGCACACACAACUUGUGAACACAUCUGGUUACAGAAGUUGAAGAAAAUGAAAAAAGGGAUGGAGUUUAAAGUGCGCAGGAGAUGCGAACAUUGUCAAACUGUCAGGAGAUGAAAAAUUCCUUUCCCAAGUUUCUCCUCUGUGAGACGGGAGCUUUUACUUGUUACGUAAUAUUGCCUUUACAUACGGUGGUGUAUUUUUAUUCAGGAUCGAAUGUGCGCUCUUAUCAAGAACCUGUGGAAUAAACAUUCUGGGAUUAUC
This is a messenger RNA of Tupaia belangeri chinensis (Chinese tree shrew), 2221 nucleotides long. It is a transcript of the gene MRPS27, whose product is annotated as mitochondrial ribosomal protein S27. Gene Ontology annotation, molecular function: protein binding. The coding region runs from base 35 to 1273 and encodes 412 amino acids. Lineage: Eukaryota; Metazoa; Chordata; Mammalia; Scandentia; Tupaiidae. Gene Ontology annotation, cellular component: mitochondrion. The record is from RefSeq and is a predicted model, not a curated record. The transcript is spliced from 11 exons.